CGGCUACUAACCAGGAAGUGGCUAGUAAAGCUAGCAACGGAUAAUGAGCAGCUGAAACCGUGGUAUUUUUGACAGCUUCAGCAGGGCAGGAUGGGCAGGCAGAGGAAGAGGGUGGUGACCGGUGAAGCUGCUCCCCUUCCAAGGAAAGACGAGAAGCCCCCUGCAUUCCACCGCAAAGAGAAGAAAAAGAAGGUCGACAUUGGCAAAGUCUUCAUCAACAUCUCCAUUGGCCUCUGCAUAUUCAGCUUGAUCUGGUUCUUUUAUGCCCUCUACAUGCGCUCCAGCCUGGCCAAACGGGUGGUGACCCUGCACCCGUCACCUCCUGUCCUGGAUGCCAAUAGCAGCAGUGCCAAGGUUUCCUCUGAGAGGUUCUGGGGCUCGUACAGGCCUCAGGUCUACUUUGGCAUGAAAACCAGGAGUCCCAGGUCGAUGGUGACAGGCAUGAUGUGGAUGCGUCAGUUUACGGACAUGGAUAUAAACCUGAGGCAUACAUGUGAGCAAGGGGAUCGUUUGCACGGCUACGGCUGGCUGAUGCAUGAUGGGAUCACCUUUGGCGUGCAGGAAAUCCGAGACAAUGAUUUCACGCUAACCACAGAGUUUGUCAAGAGGAUGGGAGGGGAUCACGGAGGAGACUGGACCUGGAGGAUCACCGCUAAACAGCAUAGCUCGGCCCCCCAAGCGCCAGUCAUCUCCCUGAUGUUAUACGCUGCAGCAGACACCCAGGGCUCACUGGAGGCCCACAUCGAAGAUAGAAACCGCCUGGCAUCCAUCACUGGUUUCUCAGAUGAGCUCGGCAACUUUAAGAUCACCUUUCGAAAGCCAGUCACCGGCGAAUUGUCCAGUGCUAAAUAUGCAAGCUACAACUUUCUUCAGACCGUCUCUCCCGGCUUGGAGAAGCUCACUGACAUUGUGAAGCAAAGUCUGAAUCGCAGGUUUGUCUACAGCCCUCCCUCUGGUGAGAAGAGGCAUUACAUAGCUGUAGACACCUACAAGCCCCCCCACCACCAAAACCAACAGAAACCCGCCGACACGAGGAAAGAGAGUGACUUCGUGGUUCACCAGGUGACCGUCCAGAUGCCGUUCCAGAUCGAAGUUCUGUUCGAGUCCGGGAGCUUCCACAACCGUCCCAACCAACUCGUGGGCUCGAUCAUGACUCAGGAGCUCGAGAAGAGGAAAGCUGAGUUUGACUCAAAGUUUGAGAAGACUUUUGGGCUCGAGAGCAAAGGUUUUACCAAGGCACAAAUUAAAUUUGGCCAGGCAGCUCUCAGCAACAUGUUGGGUGGAAUGGGCUACUUCUAUGGACAGUCGGUGGUGCAGUCGGUCUACAAUGAAUACCCACUCCUGUACCCUGAAGGAGCUUUAUUCACUGCCGUCCCAUCACGCUCUUUCUUCCCCAGAGGGUUCCUUUGGGAUGAGGGAUUUCACCAGCUGCUGCUGAGCAAGUGGGAUCCCCAGGUGACAAGGGAGGCCAUUGCCCACUGGAUAGACCUGAUGAAUGUGGAGGGCUGGAUUCCCCGGGAACAGAUCCUGGGAGACGAGGCUCGCAGUAAAGUCCCAGCCGAGUUUGUAGUUCAGCGUAACGAGAAUGCCAACCCACCUACCCUCUUCUUAGCUCUUCAGGAACUUAUUGAACAACUCACUUCAAGUCCAGAGAACCCAGCAUCUCAGCCAACCUUGCCUUUCCUCCGACGACUCUUCCCUAGACUGAAAACCUGGUUUGAAUGGUACAACACCACACAGACAGGGCCCCUGCCAAACUCUUACCGCUGGCGUGGGCGUGACAAAGACACCAACCUUUUCCUCAACCCCAAGACCUUGACUUCUGGGCUGGAUGACUACCCUCGGGCCUCACACCCAUCAGCAGAUGAACGGCACGUGGAUUUACACUGCUGGAUGGCCUUGUCCUCAGGCAUCAUGGCAAGCAUCGCCCGGCUUCUAGAUGAGCCCCACCAGGACUAUGAACUCACCCACCGGGUGCUCAGUGACAACAACCUGCUGAACGAGCACCACUGGUCAGAUCAACUUCGUGCUUUCAGUGACUUCGGCAACCACACUCAGUCUGUAUCCUUGCAGCAGGAGAAAGUGUACGUGCCUCCUGGACAACCUCGUCAUCAGUUCCCCGUGGCACGCCUCGUGCGCUCAGUCCGCCGGGCCCCCAAGCUGCAGUAUGUUAACGCUUUGGGUUAUGUUAGCUUGUUCCCUUUCUUACUGCAAAUUCUUACACCGGACUCACCCAAACUAGAACAUAUCCUCCGUGACAUGAGAGACUCCAAUAAGCUGUGGACACCCUACGGCCUGCGUUCAAUCUCCAAGUCUGAUCCAAUGUAUAUGAAACGAAACACAGAACACGAUGCCCCCUACUGGAGGGGACCUGUAUGGAUUAAUAUCAACUACUUGGCAGUCAGAGCCCUGCACCAUUACAGCAACACAGAAGGGCCAUACCAAGAGAAGGCAACUGCUCUUUAUGAGGAACUCAGGACUAACAUCAUCGAUAAUGUUUAUAGACAGUAUGUUGAAACAGGGUAUAUCUGGGAACAGUACAACGACAGCACCGGCAGGGGCCAAGGAAGCCACCCCUUCACUGGCUGGUCAGCCCUGACAGUAUUAAUGAUGGCUGAACAGUAGUGAUACUGUAGAUUUCACCUCAUGUUUUAUAGACAAGAUUUCGGCCUUCAUUCAUCUGGAUGUGAUUGAAACACACGACACGGUUAGGUGUUAAGAUACAGUAAUAGGACUCGUCUGGUUGAUUAAACUCGACAAACUGUAAUUACCAGAUCCAGCUGAAGAACAGGCAUUUAUGAUCACAUUUCCACAUUUAACCUUUAAUUAAAAUAACAGGUGUCACACAGGUAUUCUCUGAAGGGCAAUUUCAAACAAGCAUAAGUGCAGCUACCCUGUCUUUGCUGUAUGUGGAGCCGAGCACUGUCUAGUGCUUCAGUCAUAUACUUAAGAUGCAUUCAGGAAACACUUAACAAACUCAUAUCCCUCACAGCUUCAGACACACACAACGUCAUCGCUUCACAUUGCGACAUUUUAAUAUGGGAAUUCAAGACACGUGAUUACAGUAUUUUUAGUAUUUAAUAUGUAGGAAACUGCUGGUCCACAUCUCUGAGGGAGAGUUCAUGCUUACACACUGUAAGGUAUGUGUGAUAUAUGAACAACUCUUCAGAUUUGUUUCUAUCUGGGAAAAUAAGUGCUUAAAUGAGCAAGUUUUGCAUUCUUACUUACCUAAUGAAGGCCAUUCUCCGUUUUUGUGCCAUUUCUCUUUCAGCAUAUGUCCUCAGUUCUCUGUCUUUAUGAUUGCUCAUUUUGAUAUUUAAUUGUUUGGUCACAGUCUUAAAAAAAUCUAUACAGUCUUGUUCAACAUUUCUAAAAUCACUGCUUUUAAAAGCAGACAUAUUUUGUAUACAGCCUGUGGUUCGACUGGCAGGGAAUACAACAGUGACUGUGACGUUUUGUUUUGUUAAAAACAAU
Messenger RNA from Epinephelus fuscoguttatus (brown-marbled grouper), 3474 nucleotides. It is a transcript of the gene mogs, whose product is annotated as mannosyl-oligosaccharide glucosidase. Gene Ontology annotation, biological process: oligosaccharide metabolic process; protein N-linked glycosylation. Gene Ontology annotation, cellular component: endoplasmic reticulum membrane. The transcript has 5 exons. Gene Ontology annotation, molecular function: Glc3Man9GlcNAc2 oligosaccharide glucosidase activity. Lineage: Eukaryota; Metazoa; Chordata; Actinopteri; Perciformes; Serranidae. The record is from RefSeq and is a predicted model, not a curated record. Bases 91 to 2625 code for a protein of 844 amino acids.